Molecule: messenger RNA, 2510 nt
Organism: Drosophila willistoni
Lineage: Eukaryota; Metazoa; Arthropoda; Insecta; Diptera; Drosophilidae
Gene: Lsp1gamma
Product: larval serum protein 1 gamma chain
Exons: 2
Coding region: 73-2391 (772 amino acids)
Source: RefSeq, a predicted model, not a curated record
GCUUAGAGUGUGAGCAAAUCAAAACCGGAGCAGUAAUACGAACAGGAUCUGUAGAAGGAACACCAGAAGAGGAUGAAACUCACUAUUGUGCUGUUGGCCCUAGUGGGCUGUGUGGCCGCCUUUAGUGUGCCCACACAAAAGGUUAAGAUUGCGGACAAGGAGUUUUUGAUGAAACAAAAGUUCCUUUUCGAAAUUGUCUACCGCGUUGAUGACCCUCUCAUGUUCGAGGAAUGGAUUAAGGCUGGCCAACAGUUGGUAGUCGAUAAGGCGCAAUACCAGACAUUUGACUUCUAUAUGGAAAAAUUCUGGGAGUCCUACAAGUUGGGCGCACUGUUGCCUAAGGGUGAAUUCUUCGGUUCCCUGGUGAAGACCCACCACAAGCAGGCCUAUGGUCUGUUCAAUUUCUUCUACUAUGCCAACGACUGGGAGACUUUCGUGAGCAACGUGGCCUGGGCCCGCAUGCAUGUGAACGAGGGCAUGUUCAUCUAUGCCUUGACUCUGGCUGUCAUUCACAAACCCGAAUUCCAAGGCUUGAUCCUUCCUCAGAUCUAUGAGAUUUUCCCGCAAUACUUCUUCAACAGCAAAUUCGUGUACGAAGCCGAGAAGUUUGACUACGAAGUGUUCAGCAAGCUUAUUAUGUACGAGAAGGAGUACAAGGAUAUUCUGUACAAGGAUGUCAGUGAGUUCAGCGACAAUUCCUACUUCUAUACUAAGGACUGGAAGACCUGGCAGUGGUGGAAGAUGAUGGGUCUGGGCGAGCAUUGGUAUGUGGAGGACAAAUUCUUCCUGCGCGAAAACUUUGGCCAGUUCUACAACGAUCCCAAGUACGUGAAUGUGAUGCAGGGCUUGAAGAAGUUCUACAUGCCAGUCGACUACACCCGGGACAUUGCCUUCUUCAAUGCCGAUAGCAAACUGACUUACUUCACUGAAGAUUUGGGCUGGAAUGCGUACUGGUACUACCUGAACAUGGACUACGCCUUCUUCUUGGACGGCAAGCAGUUCGGUUUGGAGAAGGAUCGUCGCGGUGAAUGGUGGAUCUACAAUGUCCAACAGAUCCUGGCUCGUUACUACCAAGAGCGCUUGGCCAAUGGCUAUGGCGAGAUUCCCGACUUCUUCUGGUACAAACAAGUGGAGCAGGGCUAUGAUCCUCAACUGAUCUACUACAACGGUGUGGGCUACAGUUACCGCAAGAACUACUAUGAAUUUGCCACCUAUGGCAACUUCGACAUGCUCUACCAGGUGCAGAACUUCUUCGGCCGCGUUAACAAGGUCUUGGAGAAUGGUUACUUCAAAACGGCUGAUGGCGUUGUCAUCGACCUACACAAGCCAGAGUCUCUGCAGUAUAUUGCCAACUACCUGCAGGGUAAUGCCGACACCGAAGACAAGUACUUCCUUAACUACUGGUACUUGCUCGCUCACAUGUACUUCGCCGAUGUUGACUACAAUGACUUCGAGGUGUUCCCCAACAUCUUCCUCAACUUUGAGACCAUGAUGCGCGAUCCCUUCUUCUACACUUUCUACCAGAAGUUCACCGAUGUGUUCUACAAGUUCACAUACUACCUGAAGCCAUACACUCAGAAGGAUCUGUUCUACGAGGGCAUCACCAUCAAGGACGUGAGCGUGAGCAAGCUGGUCACCUACUUCGACAUUGUUGACUUUGAUGUCACCACCCUGCUGAAUGACAAGAUGACAUUCGUCGAUGGAGAGUUUGUGUGGGACAAGGCUCUGUUGGCCCGUCAGGCUCGCCUCAACCACAAGCCUUUCAACUUUGAGUUCACCAUCAAAUCCGACAAGGUGCAGAAGGGUGUGGUGCGCGUCUUCCUCGGACCCAAGUUCGACGAAUAUGGUCGCGUUAUUCCUCUGGAAUACAACAACCAGAACUUUGUGCAAAUCGACAGCUUCGUCUAUCCAUUCAUCGCCGGUGUGAACACCAUCAAACGCAGCUCCAAGGACUUUGCAUGGACCUCCGAGGAUCGCAUCACCUACACCGAACUCUACAAAUACGUUAUGUUGGCAAGCGAAGGCAAAUACGAGUUCCCAUUGGACAUCAGUGAGCCCCACAAUGCGUUCCCCGAUCGCCUGGUCCUGCCCAAGGGCUGGGAACAGGGCAUGCCCAUGCAGUUCUACUUCUUCGUCUCACCCUACACCGAGGAGUAUGAGCAGUUCUCCAACUUCGACUACACCUACUCUUCGGGCGUUGGCACUGGCACUCGAUUUGUGGACACCAAACCCUUCGGCUAUCCUUUCGACCGUCCCAUCGAUGAGUACACGUUCUUCGUGCCCAACGGAUACUUUAAGGAUGUCAAGAUCUACUACGUCGACACCUUCGCCAAGUACUUUGAACAGAAGUAUCCCAACUUCGGCACGUUUGACUACUCCAUCGAGUACUAGAAGGUGGAUUUAGCUAGUAAUUAACUUUAACACUACUUCUGCAAUGCUCAACGAAAAAUCAAAACCAAAAAAAUAUAUAUGUAAAAAAAAAUACCAGCAACAAUCACAAAGAAAUAAAG